CUCUCUGAUUAUGUGGGAAUUUACAGAUCUCUCUCAGUAUUAUUACUCUCUUUUGUUCUCCUCCUGCUAAAUGGCCGAAGGCUGGGAUCUCUCCGCCGUCGUCCGAGGUUGCAGAUCCUCCUCCCCUUCCUCCGCCACUGCCGCCGCCAGCACCACUACUUCCAUUACGACACCGUCGUCUUCUUCAUCCAAGGACCUUUCUUUACCAUUAAUCAAGGAAGAAAAGACAUCUUCUCUUUCCCCACUGCUCAAGCAAUCAGAUGAGAAAAAGGUAUAUGGAAAUGGAAUUCUUUUUUCAGCGUUUUAUCUCAGAAAGAGGUCAACAGAAAGAAUGGUUUGCCAUGUAACAGCUGAAAACCUCACCGCAGAUUCGUGGGCCUGGAGAAAAUACGGCCAA
Molecule: messenger RNA, 397 nt
Organism: Neltuma alba
Lineage: Eukaryota; Viridiplantae; Streptophyta; Magnoliopsida; Fabales; Fabaceae
Product: WRKY transcription factor 22-like
Exons: 3
Source: RefSeq, a predicted model, not a curated record